GCGCUCGUUGGUCCCCUCAUGCACCCCAAACCCUGAUCGUGACAGGAGGCAACGAUCGGUCGUUAUCCAUCAUGGAUUGCCGCUCCGGCGACGUCGUUUGGUAUACCGAAAAUGCGCAUUGGCGACCAGUUCGCGAUGCCCAAUUCAGUACUUUUAUUCCAUUCUGGCUCGCAUCCACAGGAGAGGAUUGCUUUGUCAAUAUCUGGGAUAUUCGAUUCAUGCAUCACGCUCCCGUAGCCAAAAUCGAUGGUCAUGAUGGCGUUAUCAAUAAAGUAAGUAGUGACCAGCUGACACACUUGGCCUGAGCGUAUUGACUUACGGACAUGGCUGUAGUUGGCUUGGUCCAAUAUGCGACCCGAGAACAUGGGCACCGCUUCGUCGGAUGGCACCAUGCGCAUGUGGAUGUUAAAGGCAGAUUGUUUGCCGGUGUGGGAUUCGUGGCAUCGCACAGCAAGGUAUUCGAAGCAAGAUACACGGCCUGUGGAGGAUCCAGCGCGCCGCUUCAAGGAUAUCUGGGUAUAUGAAAAUGCGGUUGGCACACUACCUACCCCGUUCAGGAAUCAGGAAGCCCCAGAGACCCCCUUGCUGGUAGGAGCCAACGGUAUUGGCGAAUGGGGUCGUACAGAAUCCGGCCCAGUCUUUGUCAAUGAAGAUGUUGAUAAAAGCAAAGGCAUCGUGGUCGAUAUUCGCAUGUCGAAACUGUAUCCGUCCUUGUAUUACUGCUGUACUAGUCAUGGCCAGCUGGCCGCCCAAACAGUUCGAUUGGAUAUUCAGGAUAACCUCCAAUGUUAUCACAAGUACAACCGAGCCGAAGACCCCAUAGCUUUCCAAUUAGAAAAUUAUAUCUAUUGUCGUCGCCUUGAGGAUGCCAAAGAGGAUCUCGAGCAACUAAAAGCCAUUCCCAAGGAAGAUAUUGACGAUCCAGAACACAUGGAAAAGAUGAUCGAUCAUUUCCAAGAUUGUAUAAAAAUUCGGCCGGCCAUCUCUCCUGAUGACUGGCAAAUCAAUUCAUUGCCGGACAAAAAGAACCGACGCAAAUCGCGGCGUUUGUGGACCAACGAAGAUCUGGCGGAUUUAGCUGUUUCGCAAUUCAAGCAAGACCUCGACUACUGGAGUGCACGUAUUCCUCCUGGGUACGAGACUCGAUAUCACUUCCCAUCGGAUAUGGGAAUCACUAUGCCAAGGGAAGAAGAAACCGACACCAGCGCAAGACGGCACAAUAUCCAAAUCACAGUCGAUAACGAACCCGUAUCGGAAGACCAACGCCAUGAAUUGGAACAAGAAAUGGAACAAGAAAUGUUAUUAACCGCUCAAUUGACUCGUACUUUGUCCAGCGCCACUUCCACCACCCGUUCGCCUUCGACUCACAGUGUGCAUAGCUUGCAUCACCAGGCCCAAGAUCUGCUGAAAAAGAUUCCAUUGGCCCGCGUCUUCUCACGUAGACAACCUAAGGAUCAACAAGAACCAAACGAUACACAAGGUCGCGAAGAACCGCUCAUGCCAGAACUACAACGCAAUGCUUCCACUCGACGCAAUGCCCUGCUCUAAAUAAAAAAGGAAUAGCCUAGGCCUCUCCCCUAUGAUAGUACAUUACGUGAUUCCCUCCUCGUCAAGUAAAGUAGCGCAUGAAAACUCACGCAAGCGUUUUGGGUGCCGCCAA
Molecule: messenger RNA, 1660 nt
Organism: Radiomyces spectabilis
Lineage: Eukaryota; Fungi; Mucoromycota; Mucoromycetes; Mucorales; Radiomycetaceae
Exons: 4
Coding region: 349-1548 (399 amino acids)
Source: RefSeq, a predicted model, not a curated record